Coffea eugenioides is the source of this 1361-nucleotide messenger RNA. Its product is annotated as protein SLOW GREEN 1, chloroplastic-like. The transcript has a single exon. The record is from RefSeq and is a predicted model, not a curated record. Bases 92 to 1117 code for a protein of 341 amino acids. Gene Ontology annotation, molecular function: protein binding. NCBI's taxonomy places the organism in Eukaryota, Viridiplantae, Streptophyta, Magnoliopsida, Gentianales, Rubiaceae.
AACCCUUUUCCUCUUCCUUUCCAGUUUCACUCUGCAAAACCUCUAAAACCUUUCCCCCAAAAUCAGAGGAAAAAAAAUAUUUUUUUCAUCAAUGGAUUCAACUUUGAUCAUGGCAUCAUCAUCACCAUCUUCCUUCCUUCACCAUAAUCUAACCUCAAAGUUGUAUCAACCCGUUUUCAAUUUCAAACACCCUUCUUCUAGGCCUCUGAACAGUAGAAACUUCACCAUUAUCAAAGCUUCUUCAGAUUGUAGUUCAAGUUCAAAUUCUAGUUCUAAUCCCUCCAAUCCAAAUCCUUUAAUUUCCAGUCUGAAAACGAGCACUGCAGCCAUAGUUUUUGCCGCCGCAGUUUUUGGAAAGUUCCACCAGUUGCCGGCCAGGGCCAGCCCUCCAGCACCACCACCAACUCUUGAAAAACAAGAGGAGAUAUUGGAAGAAGAAGCCCAUAAGGGAAGAUUUGAAGAAGAUCAAGAAAAUUCCCCGUUGACCCAGUUUUUGGAAUCCAAUUCUGAGGCUGUUGAGGCCUUGAAAAGCUUGCUCCAGGAGAAAAUCGAGGUGGGCGAGGAUGAGGAGGGGUUGAAGAUAUUGAGGAAGUUAAGCUCAGCACAGCUGGAGAAUACAGAGUGGAAGUUUUUGAUGGCUAGGCUGUUGAAUGAAAUGGGGAAAACUCAAGAAUCAAGAGAGGUUUUUGAAGAGAUUUUAGCGAGAAACCCAUUGUCGUUUGAGGCAUUGUUUGAAAAUGCGUUGUUGAUGGACAGGUGUGGAGAAGGGGCCGCGGUUUUGAGGAGAUUAGAGGAGGCAUUGAAGAUAGCUGAGGAGGAGAAGAAGGUGAAAGAGGCUAGAGAUGUGAGGUUUAUAAUGGCACAAGUACAGUUCUUGCAGAAGAAUGUGGAGGAAGCAUUACAGAGCUACGAGGAGCUUGAGAAGGAGGACCCUACAGAUUUUAGGCCUUACUUUUGUAAAGGGAUGAUUUAUAGUUUGCUGGAUAGGAAUAAAGAAGCUAGAGAACAAUUUGCCAAGUAUCGCGAGCUUUCACCUAAGAAAUUCGAGGUUGAAGGCUACUUGAGGACUCCAUUAUCAAGGAUGAAGCUUUUUGGAACUGAUGAGAACGAGAAUUGAGUUUUUGGCUUCUGAUUCAGAGUUUUGAUGAAUUGGUUGUAUGUUCUGUUCUCUGCCAACUUGGAGGCCAGAAACUGAUCGGGUAGGGUAUGCUGGAGUUUUUUUUUUUUUAAGUUCAUGACGAAAUUUAGCGAAUUUGGUCGCUUAACUGUAAGCUAGAGAUGCUUUUGAUGAGAUGAAUAAUGGAUACAGUCUUUGUAGUUUAAAUGAAAUAAGUAACAUAAGAAUCAGUGCUUUACUUUGA